AUGCCACUCUUCCGCAAGAAACCCAAGUCUCCCCCCACCAACUCACCCGCAUUCCGAUCUGUCGAGCAUCUUCCCCAACUGACCGACCGCCGCGGUUCUUCCGUCUCCACCGCCAUUCCUGCUGCUGUCGCUGCUCAUCCUCAUCCUCAUCCACCUUCUCAUCCUCAGCCUCAGCCUCCUCCUGUCCCGGCUCCUCCUCCUCCCUACCAUCAUCCCGCUCACUCGCCCUCCCAGUCGUCGCUGCAUCGCUCGCAGAGUCAACGCCAUUCCCGCAGCGACCCCGCCGUUGGCAUUCCUGCCUCGCCCUCCGCGCCGCAGCAGCGCUUCGAGGUGGACCCGUCCGACGACGACCACGACGAACCCGAACAUCACUCGCGACGCACCAUUCGGAACAUUUUCUCCCUGCACUCCUCCAACACUCCGAGGGAUUCCACCGGUCCUCUCGAGCGCCACCGUUCCUUAAGGAGAUCGUCGCCCGCCGCCGCUCGUCGAAACCGUCCUCUGUCCGUGGACACGACCAGCCCGGACAACCGCCCUCCAUUGACCUCCCGCUCGCGAGAGUAUGUGGUAGAGUCCCUCCGCACCACGCCUCAGUCUCCUAUGCCGCCGCAGGAUUUUAUCCCUUCGUCUCAGAACAAUUCCCGGCUGCCGCGUUCACCGCAUAUUCCUUCCAUUCAACGUUCCAACACCGACUCCUCCUUGGUGGUCGAGCCCCUCCCCCCUCCGACCACCAUACACCAGCCGUCGCCUAUCGAUCCGUCCAGAAAGCCCCCGCCCGAGCUGAUCCCCGGCCCGCCCCAGCAUCAGCAGCCGCAGCCGUCUCUGGACCCGUCCAGCGCUCGUCCGUCGUCGCGACAGUCUCUCGGACCCCCUUCCCCUCUACGUCCGCUCCCAAAUCACCCGCCAGACGCUCCGCAACAGGGCAUGUCGGAACGUCCGUCCACGGGACCUGCACCGGCUCCCCCUGCCAGUUCUGCCUUUGGGCAGUGCUCCUCCGACACAGGUCUCCGCAAUAACACUGCCGCCCAUGGGUCGUCGGAACCGGGUCGCAGCACCCCGACCUCGAACCACAGUCGAAGCCGCGACGAGGCUGAUCUUGAUAUGCGAACCUUGGUGCAGAAACAUGACGAGCUCCGUACGUUUUCUGUUGGCUCCCGCUCCGUCUCCUUUGGACCCGCGCAACUGACCCGAAUCUCUCUUUUCGCUUUCUUGCAGAGGCCAAGUAUUCCAAAGUGA
Molecule: messenger RNA, 1236 nt
Organism: Aspergillus melleus
Lineage: Eukaryota; Fungi; Ascomycota; Eurotiomycetes; Eurotiales; Aspergillaceae
Exons: 1
Coding region: 1-1236 (411 amino acids)
Source: RefSeq, a predicted model, not a curated record